GACGAGAACGUCAUCACGUUCUGGCCGCCAUCAUUGUUAGUGGCACUGAAGCUAGUGGAGAAAAACUGGCACUGUAACGCUAUCUUGUGAAUCGUGGGUACGCUGUCCGAGUGUCAAGAGUUGCUGGGACAGCAGCUAUGGUUCAGACUUGCUCAGCUUACGGCUGUAAAAACCGUUAUCACAAAGAUAAAGACAUCUCCUUCCACAAGUUUCCUCUCGCACGUCCAGACAUCUGUGGUAAAUGGGUGGCAGCAAUGAGGAGGAACAAUUUCAAGCCAACCAAGUACAGUAAUAUUUGUUCACAGCACUUCACUAAAGACUGCUUCAAGAGAGAGUGCAACAACCGCGUGCUGAAGGAGAAUGCCGUACCUUCGCUUUUUGACUUUAACCUUGACAUCAAGGUAAAGCAGUCAGAGUGUCUGGAGGAUCCCUUCCCAUCCGAGAUCCACUUCCCCCUCUCAUUUCCUCUGACCUCUGACAGCGUCAUAGAGGAGGAGGAGUCUGAGCCUGUAAGGAGUCCACUUGACAUCCCCAGUGACACAGUGAUGGUCUCCUGCGACCAUAACUACACAGCGGAGGACUCUGCACGGCAGAAGAAGCGCAUCCAGCAGUUGGAGGAGCAGCUGGAACUACUGAGGAAGAAGCUGAAAACAACACAGCAAAAAUGUCGCCGUCAGGAGAGGCAACUCAAGAGCCUGAGGGUCUCUUGCAAGACUGGACGGGCACCGCGCGACGCACCGGCCGCUUUCAGUGAGGGUUAUGUCAUCUUACCGAAACACAUCUACCACACACUCAAAGGCAUCAAGUAAAAGGAUGAAACUAAGUGGACUCAAAUGUACUGCACAUCUUGGAACAGUUGGUGGAGCUGUUGAGCAAAGCAGCGAUGCUCCAUGCUGUCAGCAGAAAUUAUGGAACAAAUGAACUGGCUCGUUGUCACACGAUUUUAGCUUUUGCAAACAUGUUGCUGAGUGACUGUUAAUGUCAAAGUGGCAUUCCUUAGCAACUAGCGGUUUUGCACAUACAAAAAAGUUUGGCAAGUUCUCGUCUGCUUAUGUAGUAUUUCAGGUAACACAUGCCAUUUAGUGUGUUAAUUACCAGGAACACUGGUCAACAUAGAUGUGAGAAGCCUCCAGUGGAAUGAUUCAGUGCCUGGCAAUGUAAUGAGCUUUUAUCUACCUGUAUCUGUUUUUUGAGAAUUUUGUAUUGCGAUAAAAGAAAAUAAGUUAAUACUCCUGGGGACUAUUUAGGGACUAAUGAACAGAAAGGAAUCAAGAACAACAUGAAGAAGAAUUCAAUAUUCCCAAGUCUUUUUUUUACUAAAUGUCUUUCUUUCCUUAUUGUGAACAGUGAAUUCUCCAGCUUGACCAUUUUCAAAGAUUAAAUUUUUAAGUAAUCGUCUUCCAAAUACAGACAAGAUUGCUGGAAUUGCAUAAAUUGCCAUUUGAUUCGUUUUCUUUUUAUCUGUAUAGGAUGAUCUGACUUUGGAUAUAUCAGCAAGGGUGAAAGGUGCAAUUAACAGGGUAGAUCAAAUUGCUCCGGAUGCGGGAUUAUCCGUAAAUCGUCACAUGAUUUUCUGGGUGCCAUCUUGCAGCUCUUUGCUUGCUGGUGCUGAAAUCUAUUUUUAUGAAUCUUUCAUAUAUUUAGGAAAAAUUACUGCAUGUACAUGGAUUUUUCUGCAUCUCACAUUCUUCAUCAACUCUUCCAAAGCGAUGCCACGUGUUUAAGUCAGCCUACAAUUCCUGUUGAAUUUUCUGGCGGAGUUUGUAUGUGAAAAAUGGACUCUUCAAUUAGUAGAUAAGAAACACUAAUAUCACAGAAUAUUGACCAGCAGUAUGUUUUCCUACUAGCUUGUUUACCUAUUGGUUGAUUUGUGGCUGAAACCGAACUCUGGCAAGGUUUUUACUUUCAAGACUUGGAUUAGACAAUAAACUCAUCUGAAACCCUUUUGAGGGCCAGCACUUUAGAUAAUAUAGAAUCAUUUAAUUUGAAUCAUCCAUUAUAGCUUGCUCCUCUCCUUGAGCUGUGAAAUAAAUAAAUUGAAAAUGAGUGUCAAAUUGAAA
This is a messenger RNA of Syngnathus typhle (broad-nosed pipefish), 2060 nucleotides long. It is a transcript of the gene thap1, whose product is annotated as THAP domain containing, apoptosis associated protein 1. Bases 138 to 809 code for a protein of 223 amino acids. Lineage: Eukaryota; Metazoa; Chordata; Actinopteri; Syngnathiformes; Syngnathidae. Gene Ontology annotation, molecular function: sequence-specific DNA binding. The transcript is spliced from 3 exons. The record is from RefSeq and is a predicted model, not a curated record.